AUGGCACCAUCAUCAUCAACAACCGUCGGUAAGCCUGGACGGCAAAAUAAGAGAGGAAGAGUGGACGACGAGACGGAUGAAGAUGAAAACAGAAGAGGAAAGAAGAUGUGCUUCAAAGACGAAGACUCCGUUCGGGACCAAGCAAGAAAACAUCGAAUCCUGACGGCUCGCAUGCCGACUAAUGCUCUUACUUCUACAUGGAGCCUAGGGAAGAAUAGACGCUUGGAUACGAAGCAUGUGCGAAUCCUCUGCGCUAUUUUUACACAGGGCGGACUAAGCCGAAAGGCGGAAGAGAAUCAUCUCCUGGUCCUCUGCAGUCGAGCUGAUGUGUCGAAGAUGAUGAAGCACCUUCAAAGACAAGGCCGGUCGAUCGACCCCGACACCUCCGAAGAGCUACCCUUCUUCGACGAAUGGCUCUCUGUCAAUCGAGGGAGCAAGGCGGAGGUCAUGGCCGGACAACACCGCAUCAAAGCUCUCGAGGCGUAUGUCCAGGAAACAGGUGCCGACGAAAAAGAGCUGUGGUGGACUUGUGAGUUUUAUGACAAGGAUACUCUGCCGCUGAGCCUGAAUCUUAAGCUCCGGGUUAAUCGACAGGAUCCAGCCAUGGCUGACAGUCAUGGUCAAGUAUGGAUGCAAGUCGUUGCAGCAUCGAGCCAAGACCCUGACUUGUUCCGUGGGAAAGCAGCCCAGGUUGAGGAUCAGAUGAUCGACGUUCUCCAACUAGGCAGUGAGAAGCAAUUUCCCACUCGUCGUCUCGCUACUGUCUGGAGGAAUGAAAGAUGGAAGGAGAUGACCACACGCUGGUGCGAGACCUCUAUCGGUAGGGCCACCUUCCAAAUCUCAACCUGGGACCGGAUGAUCAGCUAUAGGAUUGAUGAUUACUUGUUUACGAUAUUCCGCAGCGUAUUAAGGACGCUGUCUCAGCUCCCUGGCGAUGCUGCCAACGAGGUGGAGCUGGCGGACUGGAAGAAGAUGUCGGAGUUCCUCGGCUCGACCCGCACAGCCGAUCAAGUCCGUACACUUUUCUACCCACAAUCGUCAUCGUCGUCCCCGUCGUCGUCGAAUUCGGCUCAAGGUGCCAAACGUCGACUUGGAUUCCUCGCGGCGAUGGAUGACGGGGAAUACGAGGGGAUGUACAAGAGGAUUCUAAUGACCCCCCAGCUACGAUUCACUAACAUCAACUGUCUCAUAUACCUAAGCAAAGACGAUGGGAAGGUCCUGUUUCAGGUCAUGAGCCAUGUCGUGGCUUGGUUAAAUAAGAAUCCUUCGACGUCCUCUCGACGUGACAAUAACAAGCCCCCUUUACGUGCUGAUAUAGUAGCGAAACUGGAGCACUGUUCGGAUCGAGACGUCCGUGACGCAGAAAAGAGACUUGGUAUCUUUGUAUGGGGGCCAGAACAUCAGGACUCAACGUCCAAGACAGCUUCUAUCCUCUUACAACAGGAAGUCCUCGAUUUCGUGCUGCAAAGCAUGGCCGAUUUCAAAAGUCCAACUGUCAGGCCAUACUUAGAACAAGCACCCAAGCAAGGCGAUAGUGCUCAAUACACAAAACGCUUCUCGCACAAGACGUGGAACGGAGUGUUGACGAUAGUUCGGCGGUGGGUUGGGCAUGACUUUUCCUCAGAGUGGAUGGAGCGACCCCACGAUGGCCACUCCGUCCAUAAUGAGCAAGCUCGGAGCGCUGAUGCAAGAACUUCUCGUUUCACUGACCAUCUAGUCCUGACUGAGUCGCUGGGAGACUACAUAAGAGAAGACCCCGACCUUGCGGCCGAUUCUGCUUCUAUCAUGGAAAAGCUUGGGAACAAGGCCUUUGAAGCCGUGCUACAUCGGUGGCUCACCCAGCAGCAGGGUCAAUUUCGUCCUAAUCCGGAGGGUAGCCAUCAUGAUUACGAAAGGGCAAACGCCAGCAGCCCGGUGACUGUAACCAGCCCAAGAGCUACUCCCAAUCUGUACGAAGAGCAGGGGGUCCGAGCACAGGAAAAAGCAAAGAACCCAGAAUACGAACACCAUAGUCGCUCUGCUGGUGUCCCUGACUCUGGCCCCGACCGUUCCGAGCUUGACCCCGACCUCAAUCCUGACAGCGUCGCAUCUCAGCCAAAAACGCCAGUGGAAAUCGAAAUCGUCCACAUACAGGAACUUUCGCCCGCAAAAGCAAAGCCAAGUACAGGCAAAGGGCGUCAUGCUGGUACGCUACAGCGGCAUUCUUUGCCGGAGAAGAGGCCGCCGGGCCAACACCACAAGACAGGAGGAUCAGACAGGGUGACGUCGCGAGCGGGCGCUCCAACGCCUUCGAGACAAUUGGGAACAGGGGGUAAGAAGGGAAUGCCUGCAGCAAGCGCGUCAUCGUCCCCCUCCACUGUUUCUUCGUCAAGACCAGCCAAAGGUCCCGGGCCACGAUCUUCAUCAUCAUCAUCUCGGAUCGUACGAAGUGAACCGUCAUGGACACGUGGUGUUGAGGCGAAAUAG
Molecule: messenger RNA, 2466 nt
Organism: Fusarium proliferatum ET1
Lineage: Eukaryota; Fungi; Ascomycota; Sordariomycetes; Hypocreales; Nectriaceae
Exons: 3
Coding region: 1-2466 (821 amino acids)
Source: RefSeq, a predicted model, not a curated record